Gopherus flavomarginatus (Mexican gopher tortoise) is the source of this 14080-nucleotide messenger RNA. It is a transcript of the gene DNAH17, whose product is annotated as dynein axonemal heavy chain 17. The record is from RefSeq and is a predicted model, not a curated record. The transcript is spliced from 80 exons. The coding region runs from base 1 to 13401 and encodes 4466 amino acids. Gene Ontology annotation, molecular function: minus-end-directed microtubule motor activity; dynein light intermediate chain binding; dynein intermediate chain binding. Gene Ontology annotation, cellular component: dynein complex. NCBI's taxonomy places the organism in Eukaryota, Metazoa, Chordata, Testudines, Testudinidae. Gene Ontology annotation, biological process: microtubule-based movement.
AUGGCCACCGUGUUGGACAAGAGGGUGGAGUUCCUGGAGAACUACUCCAUGCUCGCCUUGCGGUUCAAGCCGGACAAAUGGGUCAAGUUCCUGGGCAGCGAGGAGAUCAGCGCCCUGCUCGUGGAGUUCUUUGAGAAGCAGGAUGUGCUGGUGCUGGUGCUGACCCUCAACCCCGCCGGGCAGCUAACGCCCUGCCUGGAGUUCCCCCCCGUGCUCAAGAGCAAAGCAGUUUACUUUGUGAAGAGGAAGAGGGAAAACAUCACCAAGGAAAACUUCCAGACCGGGCUCCUGGUGGGUGAUAUCAGCCCCUCCCCAGUGGAUCAGCUAAUGGCAGUGGUGGAGGAGGUGGUUUAUUCCUUAUUCAUGAAUGAGGAGAACAAGAGUGGGUGGCCUAAAGUGGUGUCUGAUGAUGUUGUGAAACAAGCCCACAGACUGAAAAAUGAAAUGUUUGUGAUGGGAGGAAAGAUCAAAGGGAAGACGCUGCUCCCUCUUCCAGAGCACCUGGAGAACCUAGGCAGUUCCACUGAUUCCCUAGACAGACUCCCUGCGGCAAUGGACAGCUCCUUAUUACAUGCCAUUGAGACGAUAAUAAUAGACUGGUCUCAUCAGAUAAGAGAUGUACUGAGCAAAGAUUCUGCCCAGCCCCUGCUGGACGGAUCGAACCCAUCGCCAAAGGUGGAGUUUGAAUUCUGGAGCUCCAGGCUGGUCAAUCUGCAAUGCAUUCAUGAGCAGCUGCUUGCACCAAGAGUGAAUAAAAUAGCAGAGAUUUUGAAAAAGGCAAAGAGUUGCUACUGGCCUGCUCUGAAGAAUGUUUUCAAGGAAGUCAGUGCAGGAGUGAAGGAAGCCAAUGAUAUUAAUCUAUACUUGCAACCACUUAAGGUUUUGUUGGAGGAAAUGGAACAAACAGAAUACCCUCAGCUGUCUCCCUACAUUGACAGCGUCAUGUACACUGUCUGUUUAAUAUGGGCUAACUCGGAACACUAUAACACGCCAUCCAGGAUCAUUGUCAUCUUACAGGAGAUCUGCAACCUCUUAAUUGAAAUGACCCGAACCUUCCUGAGCCCCGAGGAAGUGAUGAAAGGCUUGCAAGGAGAAAUAGAAGAGAUCUUGGGAGGGAUCAAACUAGGGCCUUCAAUUAUAGAGAGACUUUACCAAACCUACCACAGGUGCAGCUCGGAGCUGAUGCCCACGUUCUUUAAGGACAAGGAGGCCAGGCUAUGGGAGUUCCCUUCAUCUCUUGUGUUUACCAGAAUGAAUUCAUUUUUGCACAGACUGAAGACUAUAGAGGAGUUGUACGUAACAGCUAUUGAAUUUCUGAAGCUGGAGAAAAUUGAGUUGGGAGGAGUGAGAGGAAACAUCCUUGGGAGCAUGGUAUUUCAGAUUUAUGAGGAAGUCUCUGAACUCAUUAAGGUUUUUGCUGAUUGCAGAUAUGAUCCCUUAGAUCCUGCAGAAGAGGAAUUUGAUGAAGAUUUUGCAGAGUUCCAGACCAAAAUUCAGGAUUUAGAUAGAAGAUUGGCAACCAUUUUUUCUCAGGGAUUUAAUGACUGUAAUAGUAUUGAAUCUGCUGUCAAGCAAAUACACAUGUUUGGAUCGCUAUUGGACCGACCUCUGAUAAAAGCAGAAGUGUCCCCUCACUAUUCCACCCUUUUGGAAAUGUUUAAUGUUGAAUUGGACAAUGCAAAGAUAAUGUAUGAUGCCCAGAUUGCGGCCACGAAGUCAGGAGGCGUGCCACCUAUCAGCAAAAAUAUGCCUCCUGUUGCUGGGCAGCUGAAGUGGACUCUGGAGCUCCAAGAAAGACUAGAGACUCCAAUGAAGGAAUUGCAAGCCAUUGAUCACCCUGUUAUGGUCAGUGCUGAAGCUAAACUGGUGUCCGAGAAGUAUAACGAGAUGAUGCGUUUGCUGCAGAAUUACCGAGAGAAGACCUAUGAAGAGUGGAUAAGUAGAGUAGAUGCAGACUGCCAAUUUAACCUCGAACAGCCGCUGAUACGGAGAGAUCCAGACGCUACUCUCAUCAGUGUGAACUUCAACAAGGAGCUAGUUGCUGUUCUACGUGAAGUCAAGUAUUUGAAUUUUCAGAAGCAAAAAGAUAUUCCAGAUAGUGCUGGCAAUCUCUUUUCUCAAAAUGAAACUUUCCGGAAGUUUGUGGGCAAUCUGGAUCUCAUUGUCGGUUGGUACAAUAAGAUCAAGACAACCAUACUGUCAGUAGAGCUUCCACUGGUCAAGCAGGAGUUAGAAGAGAAUGAUGUCAAGCUGCAGAAAGCUGAAACCACCUUGUUUUGGAGCAGUGAAGGUGUUAUGGAAUAUAUUCAGGAGAUGAGAAAUGUCUUGCAUGAUUUAGAGGCAAGAAUCCAGAAAACUAAAUUAAAUGUGGAGAAUAUCAGCCAGCUUAUGCAGGAAUGGUCAGCCAGUCCUCUCUUUGAAAGGAAAGACAAUAAGGAAAUGUCUCUCUUAGACUUGGAUGGAAAAGCUAAUACCAUCAACAAACGCUAUGCAGCAAUUAAAGAUGCUGGACAAAAGAUUCAGACUAUGCUUAUGGAGAAUGCAGACUUAUUUAAGGCUGAUAAGACAUCCAAAACAUGGCAAGAUUAUGUGGAAUAUGUGGAUGACAUGGUUUUGGAUGGAUUCUUCCGGUUUAUUCGCAAAUCUUUACAGUUUCUGCUCACCAACAUGGCAGCUGAUGCCAAUGCAGCUCCUUUGUUUGAAGUGCACAUGGAACUACAUAAUGAUGAAUUAAGAUACCGUCCAUCGCUGGAAGUGGGAGCAGAUAAUGGUUUUCUGGAAGUGGUGGAAAAUCUAAUGAAUGAUAUCUAUAACACAGCUAAACUUAUACCCCGGCUGGCUAAGAGGAAGCUCAGCUACAAGAGUGACCUAGAAGAUACGUCAGAUCUAAUUGAAAUAAGAGAGGAGGUGGUUUCUCUAGUUGUCAGUGCCAUGAAACAAGCUGAGGAAUAUGAAGACUCCUUUGAGAAAUAUUCUUAUCUGUGGUUGGAUGAUCACCACGAGUUUAUGCAGCGCUUCCUCAUGUUUGGUCACGUGUUCACCCCAGAGGAGCUGGAGUCUCAUGCAGAGGACUACUUGCCACACAUCCCACCCACCCUAGAGCAGUUCCAGCAACAGAUUGACUCCUAUGAGAAGCUCUACGAGGAAGUGUCCAAGUUUGAGAACACCAAGGUGUUCAAUGGCUGGCUGCAGAGCGACUGCCGUCCGUUCAAGCAAGCACUUCUAAAUAUUAUCAAGCGCUGGAGCCUGAUGUUUAAGCAGCAUCUCAUUGACCAUGUCACUACCAGUCUCCAGGAGCUAGCAGCUUUCAUGAAAGACGCAAAUGCGGGCUUGACUAAACCUUUGAAAGGAGAUUAUAAUGGGCUGGUGGAGGUGAUGGGACACUUGAUGAGAGUCAAAGAUAGACAAACUGCUACAGACCACAUGUUUGAGCCCUUAAAGCAAACAAUCGAACUGCUAAAGACUUACGGAGAAGAGAUGCCGGAAGAAAUUCAUAUGCAGCUGCAUGAUCUGCCGGAGCAAUGGAACAACACCAAGAAGUUAUCUUUCCAGGUGAAACAGAAUGUGGCUCCUCUGCAGGCCACUGAGGUCACAAUCCUUCGGAGGAAGUGUCAGCAGUUUGAGAUUAAACAGCACGAAUUCAGGGAGAAAUUUCGAGAAGAUGCUCCCUUUUCUUUUACUGGCCCAGAUCCAUAUCGGUCCUUAAACACGCAACAAAAGAGCAUCACUGCCAUGGAGAGUGAAAUGGAAGCCCUGUCCAAAUCAGCUGGGUUGUUUGAGGUGUCAGUCCCAGAUUAUAAACAGCUCAAAGCAUGCCAUAAAGAAGUACGUUUACUCAAAGAGCUCUGGGAUAUGAUUGUCUUGGUUAAUACAAGCAUCGAUGACUGGAAGACCACCAGAUGGAAAGAGAUUAAUGUGGAGCAAAUGGAUAUUGAUUCUAAAAAGUUUGCUAAAGAUGUGAGAAGUUUGGAUAAAGAAAUGAGACCCUGGGAUGCAUUCACAGGAUUGGAUAACACAGUGAAAAAUGUGAUAACCUCCCUCCGAGCUGUGAGUGACCUUCAGAAUCCUGCUAUUAGAGAACGUCAUUGGCAUGAGCUCAUGCAAGCGACCAAGGUGAACUUUAUAAUGUCAGACAAGACAACUCUUGCCGACUUGUUGCAGCUGAAUCUACACAAUUUUGAGGAUGAAGUUCGCAGUAUUGUAGACAAGGCUGUGAAAGAAUCAGGAAUGGAGAAGGUAUUGAAAGCCCUGGAUAGUACGUGGUCAACCAUGCAGUUUGAACAUGAACCCCAUGCUAGAACUGGUACCAUGCUGCUCAAAUCUGAUGAAUUACUCAUCGAGACCUUGGAGGAUAACCAAGUGCAACUUCAGAACCUGAUGACUUCCAAGUAUCUAGCUCACUUUCUUCAGGAGGUGUCAGGCUGGCAACAGAAAUUAUCUACUGCUGACUCUGUUAUUAGUAUCUGGUUUGAAGUGCAGAGAACUUGGAGCCAUCUGGAGAGCAUCUUCAUUGGUUCUGAAGACAUCCGGAAUCAGUUGCCAGAAGAUUCUAAACGUUUUGAUUCUAUCGAUAGAGAUUUUAAAGAAUUAAUGGCUGAAGCAGUAAAAACCCCUAAUGUAAUUGAAGCAACAAAUAAACCAGGCCUUUAUGAGAAGUUAGAGGCCUUACAGAAAAGCUUGGCACUUUGUGAAAAGGCUUUGGCUGAAUAUCUAGAGACAAAAAGGUUGGCUUUUCCCAGGUUCUACUUUGUUUCAUCUGCAGACCUGCUGGAUAUUUUAUCAAAUGGAAAUGACCCUGUUGAGGUAUGCCGCCACUUGUCUAAACUGUUUGAUAGCAUGGCUAAGCUAAAGUUCAGAAUGGAUCCAGACAACAAGCCUUUGAAGAUUGGCUUGGGAAUGUACAGUAAGGAGGAUGAGUAUGUGGAUUUUGAUAAGGAAUGUGACUGUUCUGGGCAGGUUGAGGUUUGGUUAAAUCGAGUGCUCGAGAGAAUGUGCUCCACGUUACGCCAUGAAAUUCCUGAGGCUGUUGUGACAUAUGAAGAAAAGCCACGAGAGCAAUGGUUAUUUGAUUAUCCAGCACAGAUUGCGUUAACCUGCACUCAGAUCUGGUGGACAACAGAGGUCGGCAUUGCGUUCUCAAGACUGGAGGAAGGUUAUGAAAAUGCGAUUAAAGAUUACAACAAAAAGCAGAUUAAUCAGUUAAACACGCUGAUUACAUUACUCAUUGGGAACUUAACCUCAGGAGACAGGAUGAAGAUCAUGACAAUCUGUACCAUAGAUGUACAUGCCAGAGAUGUCGUGGCAAAAAUGAUCCUUGCUAAGGUGGAGAAUUCUCAAGCGUUUACCUGGCAGUCCCAGCUCAGACAUCGGUGGGAUGAAGGAAAAAAGCAUUGCUAUGCUAAUAUAUGUGAUGCUCAACUUCAGUAUUCCUAUGAAUAUCUGGGUAACAGCCCUCGACUGGUCAUUACUCCACUUACAGACCGCUGCUACAUCACUCUGACCCAGUCCCUUCACCUGAUAAUGGGGGGUGCACCUGCAGGCCCUGCUGGCACAGGGAAAACUGAGACCACUAAGGACCUGGGCCGAGCUGUAGGGAUCAUGGUCUAUGUCUUCAACUGCUCUGAGCAAAUGGACUACAAGUCCUGUGGAAAUAUCUACAAAGGGUUAGCACAGACUGGAGCCUGGGGAUGCUUUGAUGAAUUCAAUCGCAUUUCAGUGGAAGUUUUAUCAGUGAUUGCUGUGCAGGUAAAAUGUGUGCAAGAUGCAAUUCGUGCCAAAAAGAAAACAUUUAAUUUCCUUGGAGAGAUAAUAGCUCUUAUACCAACAGUUGGACUAUUCAUUACAAUGAACCCCGGCUAUGCAGGCCGGACUGAAUUGCCUGAAAAUCUAAAGGCUUUAUUCAGACCCUGUGCUAUGGUUGUCCCAGAUUUUGAGCUUAUCUGUGAAAUCAUGCUUGUUGCAGAAGGUUUUCUUGAUGCCAGACUUCUUGCUAGAAAGUUUAUUACUCUCUAUACACUAUGCAAAGAGCUACUUUCUAAGCAGGAUCAUUAUGACUGGGGCUUGAGAGCUAUUAAGUCUGUGCUGGUGGUAGCAGGUUCCUUGAAGAGAAGCGACCCUGGCCGUCCGGAGGAUCAAGUCCUAAUGAGAGCUUUACGAGACUUCAACAUCCCCAAGAUUGUGACGGAUGACUUGCUAGUGUUCAUGGGACUAAUUGGAGACCUUUUCCCAGCACUGGACGUACCUAGAAAACGGGAUCUGAACUUUGAAAAGAUUAUUAAGCAGUCCAUCCUUGAGCUCAAGCUGCAAGCAGAGGAGAGCUUUGUGCUGAAGGUGGUGCAGCUUGAGGAGCUGCUCCAAGUGAGACACUCGGUGUUUGUCAUUGGCAACGCAGGCAGUGGCAAGUCCCAGGUUUCCUUGCAGGUACUGAAAUCCCUGAAUAAGACUUACCAAACCUUGAAAAAAAGGCCUGUUGCUGUGGACCUUGACCCUAAAGCUGUAACCUGUGAUGAGCUAUUUGGAGUCAUUCAUCCAGCUACUAGAGAAUGGAAAGAUGGUCUGUUUUCUACAACAAUGCGAGACCUGGCGAACAUCACUCACCUGGGUCCCAAAUGGAUCAUUCUCGAUGGAGAUAUAGAUCCCAUGUGGAUUGAAUCUCUGAAUACUGUCAUGGAUGAUAAUAAGGUGCUCACCUUAGCGAGCAAUGAGCGAAUCCCAUUAAAUCCCACCAUGAGACUCCUCUUUGAGAUCAGCCACCUGAGGACAGCAACGCCAGCAACAGUAUCCAGGGCUGGAAUUCUCUAUAUCAACCCUGCAGAUCUGGGCUGGAACCCUGUGGUGAGCAGCUGGAUUGAGAAGCGAAAUGUACAGUCUGAAAAAGCAAACUUAAUGAUUCUGUUUGAUAAAUACCUGCCUACAUGUCUAGAUAAACUGAGGUUCGGGUUCAAGAAGAUUACCCCAGUCCCUGAAAUUACUGUCAUACAAACCAUACUGUAUCUGCUGGAAUGUCUCCUGACUCCAACUAACACGCCUCCAGACUCCUCAAAAGAGCUAUAUGAACUGUACUUUGUUUUUGCGUGUUUCUGGGCAUUUGGAGGAGCAAUGUUUCAAGACCAGCUGGUGGACUAUCGUGUAGAGUUCAGUAAAUGGUGGGUGAAUGAAUUUAAAACCAUCAAGUUUCCAUCUCAAGGGACUAUUUUUGACUAUUAUAUAGAUCCAGAAAGUAAGAAAUUCAUGCUUUGGAAUGAUAAAGUGCCAACAUUUGAGCUGGACCCAGAUGUUCCCUUACAGGCUUCUGUAGUCCAUACGACAGAAACCAUCCGAAUUCGCUAUUUUAUGGAUUUGCUAGUGGCAAAGAAGUGGCCUGUGAUGUUAGUGGGGAAUGCAGGCACAGGGAAGUCGGUCAUGAUGGUGGACAAACUGCAGUCUCUGAACACUGAGGACUACCUCUUGCAGGCUGUUCCCUUUAACUUCUACACGACCUCGGCCAUGCUGCAGGCUAUUCUCGAGAAGCCCUUGGAGAAGAAAUCUGGGAGAAACUUUGGUCCUCCAGGCACAAAGAAGCUUAUUUACUUCAUAGAUGAUAUGAAUAUGCCUGAAGUGGACAAAUAUGGCACAGUAGCUCCUCAUACACUGAUCAGGCAGCACAUAGACCAUGGGCACUGGUAUGACAGAAACAAGCUGACAUUAAAGGACAUUCACAACUGUCAGUAUGUAGCCUGCAUGAAUCCAACCUCUGGAUCCUUUACGAUUGACUCCAGACUUCAGCGACACUUUUGUGUGUUUGCUGUGAGUUUUCCUGGCCAAGAAGCACUUGUGAGCAUUUACAGCACCAUCCUGGCACAGCACAUGGCAAUCCGUAACAUUCCGGUCCCCACUCAGAAGAUCCUGUCACCACUAAUUGCGGGAGUGCUGGCCUUACAUCAGAAAAUUACAUCAUCAUUUCUGCCUACGGCCAUCAAAUUUCACUAUGUCUUCAACCUCCGGGACCUCUCUAACAUAUUUCAGGGACUGUUGUUCUCCACUGCUGAAUGCCUUAAAACUCCGAUUGACCUCGUCCGGCUCUGGCUACAUGAAGCUGAGAGAGUGUAUGGAGAUAAGCUCAUUGAUGAGAAAGAUAAAGAAAGCUUUGGAAGAGUUCUAGCAGCUACCUGUAAAAAAUACUUUGAUGAACUUGGUGAGAAUCUGCUGUUUUCAAAGCCCAACAUUUACUGUCACUUUGCCCAGGGCAUUGGAGAGCCCAAGUACCUCCCUGUGUCAGACUCCGGGUACCUGAACAAGCUGUUAGUGGAAGCCCUGGAGACGUACAAUGAGGUCAAUGCUGUGAUGAAUUUGGUGCUGUUUGAAGAUGCCGUGUCUCACAUUUGCAGAAUUAAUCGGAUAUUAGAGUCUCCCCGAGGGAAUGCCUUAUUGGUGGGAGUAGGAGGGAGCGGAAAGCAAAGUCUUUCCCGACUAGCAGCCUGUAUUAGUGCUCUGGAUGUAUUUCAGAUCACACUGAAGAAAGGAUAUGGAAUUCCUGACCUCAAGCUGGAUCUGGCCUCUCAGUAUAUCAAAGCAGCCGUGAAGAAUACACCCACCGUAUUCCUAAUGACAGAUUCACAGGUUGCUGAGGAGCAAUUCUUGGUCUUGAUCAAUGAUCUCUUAGCCUCUGGAGAGAUCCCAGGACUCUUUCAGGAUGAUGAAGUGGAAAAUAUUAUUGGUGCCAUGAGGCCACAAGUGAAAUCUCUUGGAAUGCAAGAUACAAGGGAAAACUGCUGGAAAUUCUUUAUAGACAAAGUCAGGCGGCAGUUAAAGGUCAUCCUGUGCUUCUCUCCUGUGGGUUCUACGCUGCGGGUACGUGCAAGGAAAUUCCCUGGAGUAGUCAACUGCACGGCCAUCGACUGGUUCCAUGAAUGGCCUGAAGAUGCUCUGGUGUCCGUCAGUGGCAGAUUCUUGGAGGAAACAGAGGGAAUUGAGCCAGAAGUCAAGAUCUCCAUCAGUCAAUUUAUGUCCUAUGUCCACAAAACAGUAAAUGAGAUGUCCAAAGUCUACCUAGCCACUGAGAGGCGCUAUAACUAUACAACACCGAAAACCUUUCUGGAACAGAUCAAACUUUACCAGAAUCUGCUCUCUAAAAAGAGAAGAGAGCUCAUUGCAAAAAUUGACAGGUUGGAGAACGGCUUAAUGAAGCUUCAGAGUACUGCUUCCCAGGUUGAUGACCUAAAAGCCAAACUUGCUGUCCAAGAGCUGGAGCUGAAGCAUAAGAAUGAGGAUGCAGAUAAACUGAUCCAGGUAGUAGGUGUUGAAACUCAGAAAGUGAGCAAGGAGAAGGUGAUUGCUGAUGAGGAGGAGCUGAAGGUUCAGGUCAUUAACACGAACGUAACAGAAAAACAAAGAGCCUGUGAGACUGACUUGGCGAAAGCAGAGCCUGCUUUAUUAGCGGCCCAAGAAGCUCUAGACACUCUCAAUAAGAACAACCUGACAGAGCUGAAGUCUUUCGGUUCACCUCCUGAAGCAGUGGUUAAUGUCACAGCAGCUGUGAUGAUACUGACAGCUCCAGGGGGCAAGAUACCAAAGGACAAAAGCUGGAAGGCAGCUAAAAUCAUGAUGGGGAAAGUAGAUUCUUUCCUGGAUACCUUAAAGAAGUAUGAUAAAGAGCACAUUCCUGAACCCUGUCUGAAAGCAUUUAAGCCCUAUCAGUCAGAUCCAACCUUUGACCCUGAGUUCAUACUCUCCAAGUCAACAGCUGCAGCAGGUCUGUGCUCCUGGUGUUUAAAUAUUGUUCGCUUCUAUGAAGUGUACUGUGAUGUCGCACCUAAGAGGCAGGCGCUAGAGGAGGCUAAUGCAGAAUUGGCAGAGGCACAAGAUAAACUCAGUCACAUUAAAAACAAGAUUGCAGACCUAAAUGCCAACUUGGCAACUCUAACAGCAGAAUUUGAAAAGGCCACAGCUGAAAAAAUCAAAUGCCAACAAGAGGCUGAUGCUACUAACAGAGUCAUCACCUUAGCAAACAGGCUUGUUGGAGGAUUAGCAUCGGAAAAUGUUCGCUGGGCUGAGUCUGUGGAGAACUUCAGAGACCAAGAGAAGACCUUGUGUGGAGAUGUCCUGCUAAUUUCAGCCUUUGUUUCAUAUGUUGGCUAUUUUACUAAGAAAUAUAGGACUGAGCUGAUGGACAAGUACUGGAUACCAUACUUAAAUGAACUGAAGGUGCCAAUUCCUGUUACACCAGGGUUGGAUCCUUUGAGCCUUCUGACUGAUGAUGCGGAUAUCGCUACCUGGAAUAACCAAGGGCUGCCCAGUGACCGCAUAUCUACAGAAAACGCCACGAUUCUGUGCAACACGGAGCGCUGGCCUCUCAUUGUGGAUGCCCAAUUACAAGGGGUCAAAUGGAUUAAAAACAAAUAUGGGGAAGAGCUGAAAUCAAUCAGACUGGGACAGAGAAGCUAUCUGGAUAUCAUUGAGCAAGCUAUAUCAGAGGGACACCCCCUGAUCAUCGAGAACAUCGGCGAGUCAGUGGAGCCUGUGCUGGACCCUUUGCUAGGCAGGAACACCAUCAAAAAGGGAAAAUACAUUAAGAUAGGCGAUAAAGAAGUGGAGUACCAUCCAGACUUUCGUCUGAUUCUGCACACCAAAUACUUUAACCCCCAUUACAAGCCAGAGAUGCAGGCUCAGUGCACUUUAAUUAACUUCCUGGUAACCAGAGAUGGACUGGAGGAUCAGCUGUUGGCAGCAGUGGUUGCAAAAGAGAGGCCAGACCUAGAGCAACUGAAGGCAAAUCUCACAAAAAGUCAAAAUGAAUUUAAGAUUUUAUUGAAAGAGCUGGAGGACUCUUUGCUUGCUCGCCUCUCUGCUGCAUCAGGAAACUUCCUGGGAGAUACCGCAUUGGUGGAGAAUCUAGAGACAACAAAGCAAACAGCCAUAGAAAUUGAGGAAAAAGUGAGAGAAGCUAAAAUUACAGAAAUUAAAAUUAAUGAAGCUAGAGAAAACUACAGGCCAGCUGCAGAAAGGGCAUCCUUGUUGUACUUUAUACUGAAUGACCUCAACAAAAUUGACCCCAUCUACCAGUUCUCAUUAAAGGCAUUCAAUGUAGUCUUUGAGAAGGCCAUCCAGCGAACUCUUCCCGCUGAAGACGUGAAGCAACGGGUGAUAAACCUAACAGAUGAGAUCACCUACUCGGUCUUCGUAUACACUGCACGGGGACUCUUUGAGAGAGACAAACUCAUUUUCAUGGCCCAAGUUGCCUUUCAGAUCUUGUUAAUGAAGAAAGAAGUGAACCCGGUGGAACUGGACUUUCUUUUGCGCUUUCCAUUCAAGGCUGGACUGACGUCCCCUGUGGAUUUCUUACAAUCUCAAGGAUGGGGAGGAAUUAAGGUCCUCUCAGAUAUGGAUGAGUUCAAGAAUUUAGACAGUGACAUUGAAGGUUCGGCAAAGCGAUGGAAAAAAUUUGUUGAGUCGGAGACGCCAGAGAAGGAAGUGUUCCCGAAGGAAUGGAAGAAUAAAUCAGCUCUGCAGAAGCUGUGUAUGAUGAGGUGCAUGAGGCCAGACAGAAUGACCUACGCAGUCAGAAACUUUGUGGAAGAGAAGAUGGGAAGUAAGUUUGUAGAAGGCAGAAGUGUUGAAUUUUCUAAAUCAUAUGAAGAGAGCAGCCCAUCCACUGCAAUAUUCUUUAUCCUCUCUCCAGGGGUUGACCCACUGAAAGAUGUAGAGGCACUGGGAAGAAAGCUAGGCUUUACCAUUGACAAUGGAAAAAUCCAUAAUGUGUCUCUAGGGCAAGGACAGGAAGUUGUGGCAGAAAAUGCUCUGGAUGUGGCUGCUAUUGAAGGACACUGGGUCAUUCUUCAGAAUAUCCACCUGGUUUCAAAGUGGCUGAGCACGCUGGAUAAGAAGGUUGAGAGAUACAGCAUUGGCAGCCAUGAGGAUUACAGGGUGUUUAUGAGUGCAGAACCUGCUCCCACUCCAGACACGCAUAUUAUUCCUCAAGGACUCCUAGAAAAUGCCAUUAAAAUUACCAAUGAGCCACCAACUGGCAUGCAUGCUAACUUGCACAAAGCACUGGAUCUCUUCACUCAGGAUACUUUAGAAAUGUGCACCAGAGAAAUUGAAUUUAAGUGCAUCUUGUUUGCGCUCUGCUACUUUCACGCAGUGGUAGCUGAAAGGCGUAAGUUUGGUGCACAGGGCUGGAAUCGGUCAUAUCCUUUCAACAAUGGCGAUCUGACUAUAUCCAUCAACGUGCUGUAUAAUUACCUGGAGGCUAAUGUCAAGGUUCCAUGGGACGAUCUUCGCUAUCUCUUUGGUGAAAUUAUGUAUGGGGGACACAUCACAGAUGACUGGGAUCGCAGGUUGUGUAGAACUUACCUGAGCGAAUACAUCCGGGUGGAGACGCUGGAAGGAGAAAUGAUCUUGGCUCCAGGGUUUUUAGUUCCACCCAACUCAGAUUACAAGGGUUAUCAUGAAUACAUUGAUGAGAACCUCCCCCCAGAGAGCCCGUACCUUUACGGGCUCCACCCCAAUGCCGAAAUUGGCUUCCUCACUGUCAAGUCUGAAAAGCUUUUCCGUACAGUUCUGGAAAUGCAGCCUAAGGAGUCUGAUGCUGGAGGAGGGACGGGUGUGUCCCGAGAGGAAAAGGUCAAGCAAGUCCUAGAUGAAAUCAUUGAAAAGCUACCGGAACCAUUUAAUAUGCUGGAAAUCAUGGCUAAAGCAGCAGAGAAGACCCCCUAUGUUGUGGUGGCCUUUCAGGAAUGUGAAAGAAUGAACAUCUUGACAAAUGAAAUGAGGCGCUCUUUGAAAGAGUUAAAUUUGGGGCUGAAGGGGGAGCUGACAAUCACAACAGACAUGGAGGAAUUGUCUAAUGCUCUCUUCUAUGAUAAUGUGCCUGACUUCUGGACAAACCAGGCCUACCCCUCCUUACUUGGCUUGGGAGCCUGGUAUGCUGACCUCCUGCUUCGGGUCCGGGAACUAGAGGCCUGGACGACUGACUUUGCACUACCUACAACAGUGUGGCUGGCAGGCUUCUUCAAUCCCCAGUCUUUUCUCACAGCUAUCAUGCAGUCCAUGGCCAGAAAGAAUGAAUGGCCACUUGACAAGAUGUGUCUUUCAGUGGAAGUGACCAAGAAAAACCGGGAGGAUAUGACGGCUCCACCGCGAGAAGGCUCCUAUGUGCAUGGGCUGUUCAUGGAAGGUGCUCGGUGGGACAUUCCUAGUGGUGUCAUCACAGAUGCUCGGCUGAAGGAGUUAACGCCCUCGAUGCCAGUCAUCUUCAUCAGAGCCAUCCCUGUGGACCGUAUGGACACCAAGAACGUCUACGAGUGCCCGGUCUACAAGACUCGCAUGCGAGGCCCCACCUACGUCUGGACCUUCAAUCUGAAGACAAAAGAGAAGCCAGCUAAGUGGAUUCUUGCUGCUGUUGCUUUGCUCUUACAGGUUUAAACUUUUACUGCCUAAGCAAAGCACUUGUUCCACAUGCUAAAGUACCACCCAGCUCAACACUAAUCCCAUUAGUCAGAAACUCCACCCAGCUUUUGGUCUGCCCCAAAGUAUUUUAAUAGUGACAAUAAAAGAAACGUGAAAUGAUGGUGUUAGUGCUCAUGAAAUGAUGGUGUUAGUGCUCAGGUGGAUAAAACAAUUGGCCACCAGUGCAUUGGUGUCACAAUACACAUCAGAGAGGUGCCAGCCAUGAGGACUCCACAAGGCAGGUUACAGUAAAGCACUUCGUGCCAGCACUGAAGAGGAGAAGGAAGCCAAAGUAAAGGCCUUGUCUACACCACCACAUUACAGUGCUGAAAUUUUCUUCCUUGGGGGGUGAAAAGACACCCCCCUCAGUGCUGUAAAGUGACAGUGUAGACAGUGCACCGGUGCUGGGAGCUACUCCCCUCGUGAGGGUGGGGGUUUUAAAGUGCUCACAGCACUGGUGCCACGACUACACAGCCACGUUCAAGUGCUUUAACGUUUAGUAGUGAAGACACCCCAAGUUUGUAUGUGACCAUCUGGUUUCCUCAGCACUUAGUGCCUGUUCAGUGCUCAUAUGUAGGCAAGGUCCCACUGGGCCACAUGCUGGAGUUCCAGUCCCUUCCCCAAAGAGCUUCCAAAGUAAACAGACCAGACAAAA